Molecule: messenger RNA, 1221 nt
Organism: Vicia villosa (hairy vetch)
Lineage: Eukaryota; Viridiplantae; Streptophyta; Magnoliopsida; Fabales; Fabaceae
Exons: 5
Coding region: 89-1024 (311 amino acids)
Molecular function (GO): hydrolase activity
Source: RefSeq, a predicted model, not a curated record
UCAUAUAAAACAGUGGAUAUCACUUUACGAUAGUGAUAGUACUUUGAGUUCAGUUCAGAGCUCAGACACUCUCUAGAGACUGUAAUUGAUGGAUGAAAUUGAACACAAGUUCGUCAACGUGGGAGCUCUCAAACUCCACGUAGCGGAAGUUGGAACCGGUCCAAACGUCAUCGUAUUCCUCCACGGCUUCCCUGAAAUAUGGUACUCCUGGCGCCACCAGAUGAUAGCCCUCGCCGCUGCCGGAUUCAGAGCUAUCGCCCCCGAUUACAGAGGUUACGGCUUAUCUGAUUCGCCAACCGAACCCGAAAAGACUAAAUUUUCUCAUCUUCUUGACGAUCUCCUAGCAAUUCUCGAUGCUCUUUCUCUUUCUAAGGUGUUCAUUGUUGGAAAAGAUUUUGGAAGUCGUCCUGCAUAUUUGUUUUCCAUUUUGCACCCGGAAAGGGUCUUGGGAGUUAUCACUUUGGGAGUUCCAUAUGUUCCACCGCGCCCCGCUGUGUAUGAUAAAGUCCUCCCUGAAGGUUUCUACAUUUUGAGAUGGGCGGUACCAGGAAGAGCAGAGGCUGAUUUUGGACGCUUUGAUGCAAAAACUGUUGUUCGAAAUGUUUACAUCCUUUUCUCAAAGAGUGAAAUACCAAUAGCUGAUGAAAACCAGGAGAUCAUGGAUUUGGUUGCACCUAAUACCCCUCUUCCGUCUUGGUUCACUGAGGAGGAUCUUGCCACAUACGGAGCUUUGUAUGAAAAAUCUGGAUUCAGAACUGCAUUGCAGGUUCCAUACAGAUCAUUUGGUGAAGACUUUAACUUGCCGGAUCCUGUAGUCAAAGUUCCCGCACUACUGAUAAUGGGGGGCAAGGAUUAUGUUUUCAAGUUCCCAGGGAUUGAGGAUUUAACAAAGGGUGAAAAGGCGAAAGAGUUUGUUCCUAAUCUGGAGAUAACAUUUAUUCCAGAGGGAACCCAUUUUGUGCAAGAACAAUUUCCAGAACAGGUGAAUCAGCUUAUCCUUGCCUUCCUUGCCAAGCACACUUGAUUUGUGGUGGAAGUUUAGUAGUAUUCUGUGAUUUAUGGUGAAAUAAAUGCCAAGGCAUUGGCAAUAGCCAUCUAUAGUGAUGGGAUCAACUUCAUCUUAAAUUGGAUCACCCUUAACAUUUUGGAUUUUGCUUGAUAGAAUUGAAUAAUAUAAUACUUGUGAUUCACUUGGGUUAUUAAGCUGUGAUUUUUGCACUA